AACUUAACCUUAAAGUGGGUGAGGCUAAAUUGAAACUGAGACUAAGCAUAGUUUAUGAAAAGACACUAAAAAGUGUUGAGAGGAGAAUUGAUUUUUAAGAUCAUUAUUUUUAAUGUAGCCUAAUUUGAGUUGAUAUUCUGACUGUUGUGUCGUUUGUAAUGGACGUAGCUAAACUGAACGAGUAUGCACAGAAAGAGCGCUUGGAGCCGCCGAAGUAUGAGGACGUUGGAUGUGUUGGCCCUGCUCACAUGAAAACAUUUACUAUCAGAGCAGUCCUGGGUGGUAAGGCGUAUCCUGAUGGUGUGGGGAAGAGCAAGAAGGAAGCCAAACAGAACGCAGCAAAGAAUGCUCUGAGAGUCUUGUUUGGAAAGCCAGAUGACUCUCCUGGAGAGGAGAAACAGAGUGGUGCAUCAAGCCAACCAGAGGAGGAAUUGGAUCCAAAGGUGUCAGACAUCUGUGAUAAGAUAAGGAGCGUGAGUGUGAGAACCAAAGACGAAGGUCUUACAAAGACAAAUUUCAUAGCAAUCGUCAACAGCUACUGUCAGAAAAAAGACAAACACCCUGAUUACAUCUUAGUGGAAAAACAUGGUCCACCUCAUAACCCUCAGUUUUUCUACAAAUUAAGGAUCGACAAUAAGGACUACCCUAUGGGUGAAGGAAAGACUGCCAAGGAAGCCAAACAAAAUGCAGCUGGCUUUGCUUGGUCUGCUCUUCAGGAACAAACUGACUGGGAUAGCAAGGUGUCCGUUAGAUCAACAGUGUCUGAAGAUGGUGAACCAUCUAUGUUGUCAGUGCCGUCAGCUACCCCGGAGUCCCAUGAAUCAUCAACACAAAGCACGCCAGUGAUCACAUUCAAAGAUUCAACCCUAUCUAAGGCUCAGGAUGCUGUCAAAGACAAGAAUAUGGGAAAUGGUCCAAAGGAGACAUCCACCCAGUCAAGGUUUACCUCAGACUUCGAUCCCAUGGAGUGCCUUGGCAGAGGAGCCUUUGGUCGUGUUUACAAAGCAAGACACAAACUGCUAGACAAGUUUUAUGCUGUAAAGAUCGUCUGCUGUGACAAGAAAUCUCUUCGAGAGGUGGGGACAUUGUCUGACCUCCACCACCGUAAUAUCAUCAGAUACUACACAUUUUGGAUGGAGGAUUCAGGAUACAAAGGUGACAAUGACAUCUCCCACCAAUCUACAGAAAAUUCAUCAGCAAAGUACCUCUAUAUUCAGAUGGAGUUAUGUGUCACCAAAACACUGAGAGGGUGGAUUGAUGAGAAGAACACUCAGCCUCUGCAAGACUCCAAGAGAAGAGAAGAAAGUCUAAGAAUUGCUCAGCAAAUAGUCAGUGGAGUCGAAUAUAUUCACUCUGAGAAGCACAUUCACAGAGACCUUAAGCCUGCAAACAUCCUGUUUGGCCUGAAUGGAGAAAUAAAGAUUGGGGACUUUGGUCUGGUCACCAGGGAUGAUGAUGGCUCUUUUAUGGACAGAACAGAGAACAAAGGAACCCCCAUCUACAGGGCUCCUGAGCAAUGGAGGGAGAGGAACUAUGACCGAAAAGUGGACAUAUUUCCUCUGGGGCUGAUAUACUUUGAACUCCUUUGGAAACUCCCUACUGGCCAAGAAACACGUAACACUGUUUUGAUUGAUGCCAGAAAUCAGAAGCUCCCAGAUGACUUUUCACUGACUUUUCCUGAAGAGAACCAACUCAUCAAGUUGAUGCUGCAUGUGAAGCCAGAGGACCGUCCUGAAGCAAGUAAACUGAGGGCAGAGCUGGAGAAGUGGGCGCAGACAUUCAACUCACAAAAUGUCUCUGAGGAAAGUUACAGCUCUCUCUUGAUGGAGGAAAAUAAAAACUACAUUGCUGAACUACAUAAGUUUGCACGGGGAACAGGCUGUGAGCUGAAAUAUGAGGACAUGGUCUCCUGUUCAGCUCUAUUUGAUAAUGGUGCACCAGCCAAACCGUCCACACCACCGACUACACUGGAGUCCAGUGAUCUACAAUCAAAAAGAGUGGCAUCAACUUCAUGUGACUCAGUUGUUUUCACCAAUUCAUCAAGUCCUCCCAUGGAUCAGGACCAAAAUCCUGUUGUGAAGCCCAAAAGUCGAAAAUUAAUACGUUUACAAGAUGCCUGUGAAAGCAGCAAAGAGGAUGUGAUUAUUCCCAGAAAAAGGAACACAGGAAACAGCCCCAGUGAGAAUAUAUCAGCUCAAAUCUCAAGGUUUACAUCAGAGUUUGACUCUAUAGUGUGCCUCGGCAGAGGAGCCUUUGGUUGUGUUUUCAAGGCAAAACACAAACUGACAGGGAAGGAUUAUGCUGUAAAGAUCGUCCUCUGUAAAGAAAAAGCUCUACGAGAGGUGAUGGCUUUAUCAGACCUCAGUCACCGCAACAUUGUUCGAUACUUCUCAAGUUGGUUGGAGGAUUCAAGAUACCAAUGGAACAGUGCAGAUGACAGCUGCAGCACUUCACAGUCUUCUAUUGAUGAUUCAUCGGUAAAGUGCCUCUAUAUUCAGAUGGAGUUGUGCAGCACCAAAACACUCAGAGUGUGGAUAGAUGAGAAGAAUAUUCUGAAUGUGAAGAAAUCUCUGCGAGACUCUAAGAGAAGAGAUGAAAGUCUAAGCAUUGCUCAGAAAAUAGCCAGUGCAGUUGAGUACAUUCACUCCAAGAUGCUCAUCCACAGAGACCUGAAGCCUGCCAACAUCAUGUUUGGGCAAGAUGGAGAAGUGAAGAUCGGAGACUUUGGUCUGGCCACUAAUGAGAACGAUGACAUCGCUGAGAACCUGAUAGAGAGAACUUGUUACAAAGGAACUCCAUCUUACAUGGCUCCUGAGCAAAAGAGUCAGAAGAAUUAUGACCGAAAAGUUGAUAUAUUUGCUUUGGGGCUGAUAUUCUUUGAGCUCCUUUGGAAUAUUCCCACUGCUCAUGAAAGACAUGUGGUUUGGAAAAACGUCAGAACACAGAAAUUUCCUGUAGAGUUUCAACGUAAAUUCCACCAAGAGUACAUUAUAAUAAAGCCAACGCUGUGUGAGAAGCCAGGAAAGAGACCCGAGGCAAGCAAGCUCAAGACCGACUUGGAACAGUGCUCUCGCACGCUCAACACUCAAGAACUAGUGCGUCGUGGCAGCAGGACGGUCUGAUGAUUUUAAAAAAACAGCUGUUUAUAUCAUUCUACCCAUGAAGCUGAGGGGUAUUCCAGAAAGCGGGUUUAGUGAAAACUGAGUAUGUUAACCCUGAAAUGAGGGAAACUCUGGGUUUUCAGUUCCAGAAAGAGAGGUAAAUCAAACUCUGAGUCAAUCCCCAUGGCAAUUGACUCUGAACCUAACCUGCUCGCUGGCAGGUUUUCUUUAAGAAACCCUGAGUUUUUCUCUGUCUCCUCCCUCUUGCACGCUGUUUCCUUUCCUCAUUCAUUCCGUCCGUGUCAAAGCUUGUAUCGAAGUACAUUAAUUAGCGGAGAUUUACCGUCUGUCACAGUCUAAAUCCUGCUGGAUAUUAGUUUGUUACUCAGGACUGUCUUAAGUUACUGAAUUUAUGCACAUCAAUCAUUUCUUUGGACAUCAGCUUUUGUCUUUACAUUCAAAUAUUACACAGCGAGAAUUCACCCUCAACUCAGAAUCAAACCUCUGUCCUUUUUAUAUUUAUUAUUUUUUAUAACACUGUGCACAAGGAUCAGACUGUCAGUCUGUUAGAGCAGCUCCCAAAUGUUUAUUGCACAUAAUGUGUAGGUCUAAUUAUUUAAAUUUUAAAAAUCGGUAUGAAGCUUUAGACACGUAGUAUCAAUGACUAAUGAUCUCUAUCACUGAUGUCAUUGGUCGCACUGAUGGAACAUAAUUCCUAUAGCCUAAUAUUGGGGAUUAUAUGUUAAUAUUUCUGAGUGAGCAAUGGUGCAGCAUUUCAGUGUCUUUAAAUUUACUACAUUUGUAGCUGAAAUAAAGUCACUGAAUGCUGUUGAGUCAAGAUACAAAUAGAUGUCCAACAUUUUAAAAUCUACUGUAUUUUAACCUCAACGUCUUUUCAAGUGCAAAUCACCAAACAUAUUAUUACUGGGUCAGACUGUGAGUUUACAGUCAUGUCUUUAUGUCUUUGAUCUAUAGCCUAGCCUAUAUGUUUUAAAUCUUCCUAUUUUUCAGUUGCUGCCUCCUGUGUUUUUCCCCAUCAGAUUAAAUCUGAACAAAUAUAUUAUUAUAUAUUAUUAAUAUAAUGUAAUGUAUCUACAGCCUGAUACACAGCCACUUUAUCUGCAUUAAGGAAAUGUAAGUCUGAUAAAUGAUGAAUAAACGGACAACACUGAAUAAAACUCUUUUAUUAACUUUAUGGUUAACUUAUUUACACUUUCCUCGCUCUGACUCAGGCUCUUCUUUUAAAGAUAAACGUGUACCAUCUGCUACACACGCAUUAAUAUCUCUACAUUCACUGGAUUAAAAUGGAGGCCUGUCUUUUAUUUACCUGUUGCCAUGGUGAAUCGUGGAGUCGGAGCUCCAUUGAUGAUGGCUUUUUAUUGUCGGCUUAACUCAGAGUGAACAUACUCAGAGUUGACUGAACUAACACGAAUCAGCUGUUCUGGAACCGGUAACUCAGAGUUUCCCAUCUCAGGGUAAAUCAACUCAGAUCUCAGGGUUAGACUCAGAGUUUGUUGAACCUCCUACCUGGAAUACCCCUCUGGUCUGUUAGGAUCUCCAGUGUAGAGCUCAACCGAUUCAUUGGUUUGGCCGAUUAAUCGAUGCCGAUAGGACUUUAUGUGAAUUAUUAUUAAUGGCGGAACGGGGUUCUGAUAGUAGCCGAUGGCUGUAUCCUCCACUGGUCACGUGGGUACAGCCAUAAGGAUUUUGCACAGCUUUACUUCUCAAGUAGGGGAAUAAUAAGGUUGCUGGUUUUAGAAUAGCAUUAUGUGCUUUCUCUGUUUUGCUAGCAGGAGUGGUCGUUAAAUUUCUGCUGGCAUUAAGUAGCAAUCCCAUCACUAGCAAUGUGUGAUAAAAAAACUAAUAAUAAUCUAAACAACUAUUAAGUCCUAAUUACUUUGAGACUGGGUGGAGCCGGUUCUCAGUGCACUUCAGCCAUAAAUGCAAAACAAACUUUCAUUCUCAUUUUUCACCGUACGUCAGCUAUGAUUUUCUCAGAUAGCAAUUAUCCCCGCAAUUUUCUGGCGAUUAUAGAAUGUGACUUUGUCCCCGGGGAAUAGCUGAUUUUACCGCAAGGCUGUUGAGUGCCGUUCAGUUGUCUCUCGGAGCUGUUCUGUGAUCAUCUGCUUUGCUAGAUUUUUAAAAUUUUACUGCUUUUCUUAUGCAGUGGGGGAAUAAAUUCCCUCAUAACAAUGAUUUUAUUCAGUGUUAUGAGCAGGCCACAUUUAAGCUUUUUGAAGACCUACAUAAUAGGAUAAGAAACCUUUCAGCUUUCCAUACCAAUUUGGAGUCGGCCUACCCUCUUUCAAAUAAUCCAGCCACGUAAUUAUCCAUUGAUUAAAUUCAGUCACCCAGUUUGAUCCUCCUUUGUUUUGGCACUAUGUGCCCAAAACAUAUAAUCCACUUGGGACAAUAAAGUUUACUUUAUCGUAUCUCAAAGCUCCCCCUAAAACCAGCUUGGUGCCAUAGGCGUCGAUUCUGUGCUUCGGGGCCCAAGCAGCAAAGGAGAAGUCCAAGCACUCACGUUUGCCAGCCUACAGCUGAAAGCAAAGGUUAAAGCACAAGGCUGCAAGGAGCAACACUUUUCUCUUAAAGACUCAGCAACAAAGGUAGUACAUUUAAACAUUAUAAAUGAGAAGUUGACUAAACGUUCAGAUUAUAUACGCAGUCUAACCAACUCAUGUUCACAUUUUGCAGCAGUGCCGUGAUCCUGCUCACUCAGGAAUAUUAACAUAAUUUCACAUAUUAUAGCAAUUAUGUUCCAUCAGUGCUACCAAUCAUCCAAUCAUAUCAUGCAUUGAUCCUAUGAUCCUACGUGUCUAAAGCUUCAUACCGAUUUUUUUAAAUUCUUCUCAAGUGUUAUUGGCCAAUUGCUAUCGGUUCUUUCCUGCUCCAAACUGUCAUCAUUAUAUCGGCUAUUAAAAAUCCACUUUCGGUUGACCUCUACUCCAGAGUAUGUUAAAUAUUUUACAAUACUUUUAUACACAUUUUUAAAUCAUACAUUUCUGUGAUUUUAUAUGACAUCUUGUUUUAGUCAGCAAUAAGGAAUGAGCAAAAAAAUGCAUUGCUUUGUUGUGCACUUUGUGCUUCUUUUUGAAAACGUUGCUGAAAAAUCAUAAAUGUAUGAUCUGAAUAAGGUUAAAUUAAUUUUAUAUUCUGCCAUCUACUUUAUUUUGAUUUUCGAGCUGUGCUUGUCCUAUGAAUUUAAGCCAGACGUCACAGUCUCGUUGAUGUGACAGAUAAAUGUACACCGCAGGACAUGUUUGCAUAUGUUCUACAGUCUUUGUUGAAACAUUAUUUUUAAAAUAUGUUUUAUGUCUAAUUGGAUAAAGAGUAACUAAACCCCAGAGUUUUGGCUGAAGUGAAAAAAGUAUCAACAUGGGCUGGUCUAGGAGGGGCUAAGGCAUGCACAGUCACUUUUUGGUGCUGUGGAGGAGUACAGUGGUGGUGAGGAGUGGGUUGGUUGGUGACAAAUGCGAUCCUUGCUAGAUGGUAACCCUGGAUUUUUGAAAGUCUUGUGAACUGCUUUAAAAUAUUCUUGGGGGGGUUCGGUGCUUUGCUCAAGAGCACCACGGCAGUUCCCAGGAGGUGAACUGGCACCUCUCCAGCCACUAGUCCAUGCUCCAUAUUUGGUACGAAUGGGGACCUGAUCAGGCGACCCACCGGUUCACCAACCCAAGUCCCCAUGGACUGAGCUACCGUGACCACGACUGACAAAAGCUGCCACCAGAUCAGCCAAUAGCAGAAUUCAAUUACAAAAGCCAGGUUUCAACCAGUACAGAGCGGUUGCUGUGCAUUUUAUAACAGAAGCAUGCAGAAUUUAAAAUACUUUUCACUAAAAUGUCAAGAUUUGGAUCAAAAUCCAUCGACAACAAUCCUCAAUACCCAUAUGCAUUAGUUACUCUUUACUGUAUACAGACACUGCCAAUGUUUGUAAUUCAUUUUUCUAUAUUGUAUUUUCUUUUUGCAUGCAGCCUUCAGUUUUCAGAACAUAACUGAGUCUUUC
Messenger RNA from Epinephelus moara (kelp grouper), 7107 nucleotides. Its product is annotated as interferon-induced, double-stranded RNA-activated protein kinase-like. NCBI's taxonomy places the organism in Eukaryota, Metazoa, Chordata, Actinopteri, Perciformes, Serranidae. The transcript is spliced from 28 exons. The coding region runs from base 159 to 3122 and encodes 987 amino acids. Gene Ontology annotation, molecular function: double-stranded RNA binding; ATP binding; protein kinase activity. The record is from RefSeq and is a predicted model, not a curated record. Gene Ontology annotation, biological process: protein phosphorylation.